This is a messenger RNA of Linum trigynum, 3267 nucleotides long. The record is from the annotation of a GenBank genome assembly. Lineage: Eukaryota; Viridiplantae; Streptophyta; Magnoliopsida; Malpighiales; Linaceae.
AUGAGCGUAUGGAACUACGUGGUGACGGCUCACAAGCCCACCAAUGUCACCCACUCCUGUGUCGGCAAUUUCACCAGCCCACAGGAGCUCAAUCUCAUUACAGCGAAAUGUACGCGUAUCGAAAUCCAUCUCCUUACUCCGCAGGGAUUGCAGCCUAUGUUGGAUGUCCCUAUUUAUGGAAGAAUUGCCACUCUUGAGCUUUUCCGUCCUCAUGGUGAAGCGCAGGACUUUCUGUUCAUUGCCACAGAAAGAUACAAAUUCUGCGUUCUUCAGUGGGAUGUGGAAGCAUCAGAGCUAAUUACAAGAGCAAUGGGGGAUGUGUCUGAUCGAAUAGGCCGUCCAACAGACAAUGCUCAGAUUGGAAUAAUUGAUCCUGAUUGUCGGUUAAUCGGCCUACAUUUAUAUGACGGACUGUUUAAGGUUAUUCCUUUUGACAACAAAGGCCAGCUGAAAGAAGCUUUCAACAUAAGGCUCGAGGAGCUUCAAGUUUUGGAUAUCAAGUUUCUCUAUGGUUGUGCCAAGCCUACGAUUGUUGUUCUGUAUCAGGAUAAUAAAGAUGCUCGUCAUGUUAAGACAUACGAGGUUGCUCUGAAGGAUAAAGAUUUUGUCGAGGGCCCAUGGUCCCAGAACAAUCUAGAUAAUGGAGCUGAUUUGUUGAUUCCGGUCCCUCCACCGCUUUGUGGUGUACUCAUCAUUGGAGAAGAGACAAUUGUAUAUUGCAGUGCAAAUGCCUUCAAAGCUAUUCCUAUCCGACCGGCAAUUACGAAAGCAUAUGGGAGAGUUGAUGCUGAUGGUUCUAGAUAUCUACUUGGAGAUCAUGCUGGCCUUCUGAAUCUCCUUGUUAUAACUCAUGAGAAAGAGAAGGUCACUGGGCUCAAGAUUGAGCUCUUGGGGGAGACUUCUAUCCCAUCAACCAUAUCAUAUCUGGAUAACGCAUUUGUCUUCAUUGGUUCUAGCUUUGGAGAUUCACAGCUUAUAAAGCUCAACCUACAACCUGAUGCCAAAGGUUCAUAUGUGGAGGUCCUGGAAAGGUAUGUCAACCUAGGACCCAUAGUUGACUUCUGCGUGGUGGACCUGGAGAGGCAAGGGCAGGGUCAAGUUGUAACAUGUUCUGGAGCUUAUAAGGAUGGUUCGCUCCGUAUCGUUAGAAACGGAAUAGGAAUUAAUGAACAGGCUUCUGUGGAGCUUCAAGGUAUCAAAGGAAUGUGGUCUUUGAGAUCUUCCACUGAUGAUCCGUUUGACACCUUCCUUGUUGUCAGUUUCAUCAGUGAGACCAGAGUUUUGGCAAUGAACCUUGAGGAUGAGUUGGAAGAAACUGAGAUAGAAGGUUUCUAUUCACAAGUACAGACUUUAUUCUGUCACUAUGCAGUCCACAAUCAGCUUGUGCAGGUCACUUCAAGCUCAGUCCGACUAGUGAGUUCCACAACACGAGAGCUUCGGAAUGAGUGGAAUGCCCCAUCAGGCUAUUCAAUCAAUGUUGCUACUGCUAAUGCGAGCCAGGUAUUGUUGGCAACUGGUGGUGGCAACCUAGUUUACUUGGAAAUUGGUGAUGGGGUGUUGACUGAGGUGAAGCACACACAGCUAGAAUAUGAGAUUUCAUGCCUUGAUAUUAAUCCCAUUGGCGAUAAUCUGAAUCACAGCCAAUUGGCUGCAGUUGGAAUGUGGACGGAUAUAAGUGUGAGGAUAUUUUCACUGCCUGACCUAAAUCUUGUAACAAAAGAGCAUUUGGGAGGAGAAAUAAUACCUCGGUCGGUUCUUCUCUGUUCCUUUGAAGGGAUAUCUUACUUGUUAUGUGCGCUUGGAGAUGGUCAUCUCUUAAACUUCCAAUUGAACUUGAUGAGCGGAGAAUUGACGGAUAGAAAAAAGGUGUCCUUGGGAACUCAGCCUAUAACACUACGAACUUUCUCAUCAAAGAAUGCAACACACGUGUUUGCUGCAUCAGAUAGGCCAACAGUCAUUUACAGCAGUAACAAGAAACUACUCUACAGCAACGUAAACUUGAAAGAAGUCAGUCAUAUGUGUCCUUUUAACUCUGCUGCUUUUCCAGACAGUCUGGCUAUUGCAAAAGAGGGCGAGCUUACUAUCGGUACUAUAGAUGAGAUCCAAAAGCUUCACAUUCGGUCAAUUCCACUGGGGGAACAUGCAAGGAGAAUCUGCCAUCAAGAACAGUCUCGAACGUUUGCCAUUUGUAGUUUAAAACACCAAACUAGUGCAGAAGAGUCAGAGACACACUUUGUCCGUUUGUUAGAUGAUCAAACCUUUGAGUUUUUAUCCGCUUACCAACUGGAUCCAUUUGAGUAUGGAUGUUCCUUGCUGAGCUGCUCCUUCUCAGAUGACAGUAAUGUGUACUAUUGUGUCGGGACAGCAUAUGUUCUGCCAGAAGAAAAUGAGCCUACGAAGGGUAGGAUACUGGUUUUCAGUAUUGAAGAUGGGAAGUUGCAGCUCAUCACUGAGAAGGAGACUAAGGGGGCUGUUUAUUCUUUGAAUGCUUUCAAUGGCAAAUUACUGGCUGCCAUAAAUCAGAAAAUCCAAUUAUACAAAUGGAUGCUAAGAGAUGAUGGCAGCCGUGAGUUGCAGUCAGAAUGUGGACAUCAUGGGCACAUACUCGCUCUCUAUGUCCAAACUCGUGGAGAUUUCAUUGUAGUUGGUGAUCUGAUGAAGUCUAUAUCCUUGCUGAUUUAUAAGCAUGAGGAAGGUGCCAUCGAGGAGCGAGCCCGGGACUAUAAUGCAAAUUGGAUGUCAGCAGUGGAGAUUCUUGACGAUGAUAUCUACAUUGGUUCAGAGAACAACUACAACCUGUUCACCGUGCGGAAGAACAGCGAAGGUGCUACAGAUGAGGAGAGAAGUCGUCUCGAGGUCAUCGGAGAAUAUCAUUUGGGAGAGUUUGUGAACCGGUUCAGGCAUGGUUCCCUUGUUAUGCGGCUGCCCGAUUCAGACGUCGGCCAGAUUCCAACGGUUAUAUUUGGCACCAUCAAUGGCGUGAUCGGGGUUAUCGCCUCGCUUCCUCAUGACCAGUAUCUGUUCUUGGAGAAGUUGCAGACAAAUCUGAGGAAGGUGAUAAAGGGUGUUGGAGGAUUGAGCCACGAGCAGUGGAGAUCGUUCAACAACGAGAAGAGAACUGCGGAUGCUAAGAACUUUCUGGAUGGCGAUCUAAUAGAGUCGUUCCUUGAUCUCAGCCGGGUCAGGAUGGAUGAAAUCUCCAAGGCCAUGAGUGUCUCGGUGGAAGAGCUGUGCAAGAGAGUGGAAGAGCUUACAAGGCUUCAUUGA